AUGAAAGCAGAGGGACUUCAAUGGGGCGCUCAUAUUGCUAUCAAGAAACUUGGAUGCUUUCAAUUGGAGAAGCGAGUUACAAAUGAGACUACACACAUUAUAACGACAGACCCGAAACGUACAUUGAAUCUGUUGCGUGGAUUGGUGCGUGGCCUUUGGAUACUGAAAUAUGAUUGGAUAAAUGAAUCAUUAAAUGCUGGUAAAUGGCUGUACGAGGAACCAUUUGAAAUACACGAAUUUUCAAGAGCUAUUAAGAUCUGUCGUGCAGAACGACAAGCAUUUGGUAAAAAGUAUAGAAGCGAACUGUUUUCAGAACUGGAACCAUUUUUUGUGUCAUCGGAAUGUCAUAAUAUAUCUAAAGAUGAUUUGGAAGAGUUAAUUGAGUUAGGAGGCGGCAGAGUCGUCCAACAUCGAAAGCAAGCAAAAUACAUUGUGUGCGACAAGAAGAGCAACAAAGAAAAUAAAAUUCACGUGACAUAUUUUUGGGUGUUGGACAGUUUGACUCAAAUGGAAUUACGUAGAAUACACCCCUAUUCACCGAAGGGUUGUGAACUGGAAUUAGUAGCCCCUCAAGAAAUGCCAAAAUCAUAUGAUGAUAGUAAAAGCGUUCACUAUAACCCCAAUAUCAAUCCAAGGAAUGUUUAAUAUAAAUUGUAUUAAAAUUGUUCUUAAGAAUUUCCAUGUGCAAAAAUAUAUUGUUUAACGAUUUUAUCCGAAGAAUUGUAUAUUUUUAUCAUUUCAUUACAAAUAUUGCACGGAAGACCUAUUUUCAUUCAACUUUUUUCGAAUUAUGUCAUGCUAUAUAUAUUUGUAAUCAAUUUUAAUAUUAUUAUUGUGAGUCAUAUGCAUUUCAGUUUCUUGUGAAACAGAAACUAACCAUUUGUUGCUAAUUAAUUUUGGUAAACCGUUGAAUGUUUAUAU
This is a messenger RNA of Teleopsis dalmanni, 921 nucleotides long. Its product is annotated as microcephalin-like. The transcript is spliced from 3 exons. The record is from RefSeq and is a predicted model, not a curated record. Gene Ontology annotation, biological process: mitotic cell cycle. The coding region runs from base 1 to 645 and encodes 214 amino acids. Lineage: Eukaryota; Metazoa; Arthropoda; Insecta; Diptera; Diopsidae.